Phodopus roborovskii (desert hamster) is the source of this 1227-nucleotide messenger RNA. RefSeq names its product testis expressed 28 (gene Tex28). The transcript is spliced from 4 exons. The record is from RefSeq and is a predicted model, not a curated record. Bases 1 to 1227 code for a protein of 408 amino acids. Gene Ontology annotation, cellular component: endomembrane system. NCBI's taxonomy places the organism in Eukaryota, Metazoa, Chordata, Mammalia, Rodentia, Cricetidae.
AUGGUUUUAAAGGUGGAAAGCACCAAGAGCUCAAGUGCAACCUUGCCCCCCAACGUGCCUUCCUACAGGUCCCUGUCCUCCCAUGAGGAUUGCCCUAGCAGCCACACCAGUUUCUCAGAUGGUGAGCUUGCUCGGAAUGUGAGGGAAGGUGUCAAGCAUCGAAUCUUCUACCUUUCAGAGCAGCUGAGAGUGGAGAAAGCCAGUAGGGAUGAGAAUACCAUGAGCUACCUCAAGCUGGUAUCCAAAGCUGACCGACAUCAGGCUGCACAUAUCCGGCAGGCCUUUGAGAGGGUGAACCAGCGCACCUCUGCCACUAUUGCUCACAUAGAACGAAAGCUAUAUCAGUGUCACCUGCAGCUGAAGGAGCUGGAAGAGGGCUGCAGCCCUACAAGCUCAGUGCUGAAAGUGGGCAGUGGUGUGGACAGUUGUAAGCAGCCUGGUGCAAAGGUCUCAUACUCCAAGUUGUCCAAGCCAGGUGGGGAAGAUAGCAUGCCCAUCAAUAUAGCUAGACCCUACCCUCUGGAGAAUCACUUGUCAGGCAUGCAACAGAGGAAAUUCUCGGACAAAAAGUAUGUGGCUCAGCAACGAAAGCUGCUGUUGCAGAAGAUGAAGGAAGAACUGACAGAAGCUAAGACGGUCCAUGUUGGUCUUCAGGUCUCCCAUCAAAGCCUCAAAGAAAGUCAUGUAACUAAUGUGCGGGAGAUACUGGAAUCCCUCCAGGAAAAGAAAGCCAGACAAUCACUGAUGGAAGAACAGGCAAAUGAUCACUUGCAGAGAUACUUGGAUGAGAUUUGCCACCUCAAACAGCAUUUAGCAUGCACUGAAGAGAAAAUGGCCUAUUUAUCCUAUGAAAGAGCCAAAGAAAUAUGGGAUGUAAUGGAGACUUUCAAGAGCAGAAUAACCAAGCUAGAAACUCUACAGCAAGCUACCCAACUGGAGAUGAUGGCCAGCCUCAGAACCCGUCCCAAGGACUUUUUGUUCAGAUUUGUAAGCCUGCUUCUCACACUGACCACUGUCCUCUUGGUCUUGGUCUCUACCUUGUGUUCUUGCCCCUUGCCUCUGCUUAACUCACGCCUGCGUACAUUCACUGUAUUCGUGUUGAUUGGCCUUGGGUUCUUGGCUUGGCAGAAGCGGCAUAUCAUCUCCAUCAUGGACUGGCAGGCCUGGGUCCCCUUCAAGUGGAAACAAGACUUCAAGGAUACUAAACCUCCAUUAGAUGGACACUGA